Messenger RNA from Callorhinus ursinus (northern fur seal), 1356 nucleotides. RefSeq names its product N-acetyltransferase 14 (putative) (gene NAT14). Lineage: Eukaryota; Metazoa; Chordata; Mammalia; Carnivora; Otariidae. Gene Ontology annotation, molecular function: N-acetyltransferase activity. The record is from RefSeq and is a predicted model, not a curated record.
ACCCCGCCCCCCUCCGUGCGCGGUGCGACGUCACUUCCGCAGGCGACCCCUUCCCGACCCUGCUGCCCCCACACCUGGUGGAAGGAUUGAAGCGACCUGCCGAGGUUCCUGCGGUGCCUGCUCCUGCGACGGGGGUGCACUCCUGCUGCCUUCCGGGGCGCGGGAGCCUGGGGGCUGCCAUGGCCCCCGGCCACCUGUCAGUGCGGGAGAUGAGGGAAGACGAGAAACCCCUGGUGCUGGAGAUGCUGAAGGCUGGUGUGAAGGACACGGAGAACCGCGUGGCCCUCCACGCCCUGACCCGGCCGCCGGCCCUGCUCCUCCUCGCAGCAGCCAGCAGCGGCCUGCGCUUUGUCCUGGCUUCCUUCGCCCUGGCCCUCCUCCUGCCCGUGUUCCUGGCCGUGGCCGCCAUGAAGCUGGGCCUGCGGGCCCGAUGGGGCUCACUGCCUCCUCCAGGCGGCCUGGGGGGCCCCUGGGUGGCAGUGCGCAGCUCGGGUGACGUGUGUGGCGUCCUGGCCCUGGCCCCAGGCUCCAACGCUGGGGACGGCGCCCGGGUCACCCGCCUCUCCGUCUCUCGAUGGCACCGCCGCCGAGGUGUGGGCAGGCGGUUGCUGGCCUUCGCCGAAUCCCGGGCGCGGGCCUGGGCGGGAGGCAUGGGGGAGCCCCGGGCCCGGCUUGUGGUCCCAGUGGCUGUGGCAGCGUGGGGCGUGGCGGGGAUGCUGGAGGGGUGUGGCUACCAGGCUGCGGGGAGCUGGGGCUGCAUGGGCUACACCCUCGUGAGGGAGUUCAGCAAGGACCUGUGACUCCGGACCCUGGCAGGAGGGAGAGCACUUAAGUGAGCGACUACUGUAUACGGGUUCUCCCUCUGGGAAUCCCCAGCCUGCCCGGGGCCCAGAGGCAGGCCUGCAGAGGGCAAGACACCCCACUGCAGGCUGAUGUCUGUCUGUAGUGUUUGAACUUUUCACAGAGGUCAACCUGUCCAGCUCCCCGCCCCAGAUUUUGUCUGCACUGAGAAAUCUCCUCGGUCUGUCUGCAAAGGUUGCACCGUUUGUGCUCCAGGCCUGAGCCCGGGAGAGAGAUGUGGGGAGGAGGAGAGGGGGCCCAGCCCCAUGGGUUAGGACUUAGGGCAGGGGCACCCCAAAUGGGGACAAGGCCCUCUUGGGGGUGGGGAGGGGUUUGAUGACUGCUUGGAGGGGAUGAGCAGAGCCUUUGCAGAGGAGGGUAGUCCCCCCAGAGAGAGGCCCUGGCAAGGGUGGGGUGGGCACAGGGCUGCCCACGCCAGGCCCCUCCCCGGAAGGUGGGCCAAGAGGGGCGGCCAGACCCAUCUGGUUUUUUACACCCGAUUGUUAAUAAAGCCUG